Molecule: messenger RNA, 825 nt
Organism: Penicillium daleae
Lineage: Eukaryota; Fungi; Ascomycota; Eurotiomycetes; Eurotiales; Aspergillaceae
Exons: 1
Coding region: 1-825 (274 amino acids)
Source: RefSeq, a predicted model, not a curated record
AUGGAAGCUGCAGAGAUGGACUCAUUAUCAUGUACACUUCCCGGAAUCUGUGGGCUAAAUUCCCUUCAGUGGGAAAUGCUUGAUCAUGGCGACAUACCUUUGCCGAUUGAAUCAUGGCAGACGUUCCGACAAGACGAAUUACAGAACCCCGGAAUGCCUCUUACGGGUGUGGAUGCAUACGUGUCACCUGUUUCGCUCCCCCAGUCUUGUAAAUGUGAUGAAGAGGUGUCCGCGAUUGUUCGGACCCUAAGCCGCGCUGACAUGUCGCACGAUGUCAUUCAAACACUUCGCGCCGGAGUGUAUCUUGCACAAAGACUACUAACCUGUUCCACCUGCUACGACACGUCAAAGCCUCCCAGAGUGACGGUCCAGAAUGUGCUACUCAUCGGUCAUCUUAUGUUCGAAGUAACCGCCGGUUACCAGAAGUACGUUCGCUGGCUGGACAAACACUGUGCUGAGCUGGAUGUUAAGAAUGAGAGCGAAACCAUCUAUCUUGACUCUGGGUUAGGUAUCCCCUCCAGUCUGAACCUGCAAAUCAGUGGUGAAAAAUUCCACGAUGUCGUUCUUCACGGCCUCCAAACCGAUACUGAACACCUUCAGGUUCUGGGGAAAAGCUUUGAGCAGCGGCAACGUGAUCGUCAUAUGGCCGGUCAUGAAACUUGCCCCAACCCUGAAGGGCAAUGUCGCAGGAAAGAUUGUGGUGAUGGUCAUGACCCGCUUGAUGUCUGUCCUCACGAUCCUAUCGGGCGGAAGUUAGUGCCCUGUUUCCGCAUCGUUGAUGAGGUGCAAGGGAUGAUCAAGCAAGUUGCAGAUGCCGUUCGGUGA